Molecule: messenger RNA, 5592 nt
Organism: Polyodon spathula (Mississippi paddlefish)
Lineage: Eukaryota; Metazoa; Chordata; Actinopteri; Acipenseriformes; Polyodontidae
Product: protein diaphanous homolog 1-like
Exons: 28
Coding region: 584-4306 (1240 amino acids)
Biological process (GO): actin cytoskeleton organization; actin filament polymerization
Cellular component (GO): cytoplasm; actin filament
Molecular function (GO): microtubule binding; small GTPase binding; actin binding
Source: RefSeq, a predicted model, not a curated record
UUUUGCCAUUUUGGUCCUUCCCUCGUUUAGUAACCUGUUUUACUGAGACAGGAAGCGUAUUUACAACAAGUAGUGUUUAUGAUAGCUGGUCCUUGACAGGCAUGAAAACAAACUUAUGGGAAACCUGGGUAAUAAAAUAAGCAACACGUGUGAAGGACAAGUAAAUAUUAACAAUAAACUACUUGUUGGAAUACAAACUUUCAGAAUCGUAACUGCAACUGUGCGUCGAAAACUAAUAGCGUCGUGGAUUAUAAUUUAGUACUGGGCAUGUACAACUAUUGGGAAGACUAGAGGAUAAAACAAAUAUAUAUAUAUUUGUAAAAGAAAUACACGUUCUAACUCCGUUGCUGAUAUUUGAGGUUGGUUUAAAUUUCCCUCCUUUUUUAGCAAGGUGGUGAAAGAGGGGGACUUCUAGUAGAAUUCUGCCCUGCAGCCUGAGCUCAGGCCUCGGGGAUACAGUCUAGAAUUCUUCCCCGGGAAGGAAGAUAAGGAUACACGCUGGUUAUACACAUUUAUGUGGUUUAAAGGGGAAUAAGGAGUCGCGGGGGUUGGUUGUGUGUAUUGUAUUCAUAUUUUAACAAAAAUGGAUCAGCAGUGUGGUAGCUCUGCGUCUGCUGGUGUGCCUUCUUCCAAAAGCACCAAAGACAAGAAAUCAAAGAAAAAUCUGGAUGACGGAGACGGGAAAAAGAAAUUUACUCUGAAGCGACUGUUUCCUGAUGAGCUGGAACGCUUCACCAGCAUGAGAACAAAGAAGGAAAAAGAGAAGCCAUAUGUCUCCCAGCGGCACCCCUCUGUCUCACAUUACGAGGUCCCAGCUCCGUCUGCUAUGCUUAACGACCUGCCUGACAAUACUGUGCUGGAACUCUUUGAACAGAUGCUGGUUGAUAUGAAUCUGAAUGGUGAAAAACAGCAGCCUUUGCGAGCAAAGGACAUCUCCAUUAAGAGAGAAAUGGUCUCCCAGUAUCUGCAUACCUCUAAAGCUGGCCAAAGUCAGAAGGAGAGUUCUAAAUCAGCAGUGAUGUAUAUCCAGGAGCUGAGGUGUGGUUUAAGAGAAGGUCCGCUGCUGAGCUGCCUGGAGUCCUUACGAGUUUCGCUUAGUAACAAUCCUGUUAGCUGGGUCCAGAAUUUCGGAGCAGAAGGUUUGGCACUGCUGCUGGAUAUUUUGAAGAAAUUGCAGGAUGAUAAAGACGAUCCAUACAGUGCAAUUGGUGUUAAGUGUCAGCAUGAGGUCAUCAGAUGCCUAAAAGCCUUCAUGAACAACAUGCAUGGUUUAAAAGCCAUGCUGACGUCGGAGGAUGGGAUUCCCCUGCUUGUCCGAGCUAUCAAUCCCAAAGUACCUCAAAUGAUGGUUGAUGCUGUGAAACUGGUAUCUGCGAUCUGCAUUUUGGAUCACUCUGACAAUCUGCAUGUCAGUGAGCGUGUGCUGGAAGCCAUUACAGAGCAUGCUGAGAAUGAAGAUAUUGAGAGGUUCCAGCCACUGCUUUCUGGAAUGAGAAAUACAGGAGUAACUUUGAAGGCAGGUUGCAUGCAGCUGAUCAACGCCCUCAUCACUCGAGGUGAUGAAUUGGACUUCAGAAUUCACAUACGGAGUGAGCUGAUGAGACAGGGGCUGAAAGAUAUCCUUACGGAACUGCGUCAGGUUGAGAAUGAAGAGCUGAAAGUGCAGCUGUCUGUGUUUGAUGACCAUUCAGAAGAUGACUCUGAAGAGCUGAGAGCCCGGUUGGAAGAUGUGCGCAUAGAGAUGGAUGAUGUGACUGAAGUUUUCCAGGUCCUUCAAAACACUGUGAAAGACACGAAAGCUGAGCCUUAUUUCCUGUCCAUUUUGCAGCACUUCCUCCUCAUUCGCAAUGAUUACUUAGCAAGACCACAGUACUUCAGGCUUGUAGAUGAAUGUGUUUCCCAGAUAAUCUUGCAUAAGAAUGGUGCAGAUCCUGACUUCAGAUGUAAAAGGUUUAACCUUGAUGUAGAAGGAUUAAUUGAUAACAUGGUAGACCAAAUCAAAGUAGAGAAGAGUGAAGCUAAAGCUAUUGACCUGGAGAAGAAGCUUGAUAUUGAGCUCACUGCCCGACAUGAGCUCCAUGCAGAGCUGAAGAAGAAGGAGAGUGAUUUUGAACAGCAUGUGAAAGAUCUGAAUUCAGAGAAAGAAGCAGUGGUCUUGGAGAAGCAAAAUAAAGAAACUGAGAACAAACAACUGCAGAGCAAGAUUGACAACCUUGAAGAAGAGAUUAACAAGCUGUCUCUAGAACUGCAAGAUGCAAAAACCAAGAUCAUCACAGUGCCAGUUCCAGUGGCAGUGCCACCACCAGCUCCCCCACUACCAGGGCACAUCGGAAUUCCCUUGCCUCCUCCUCCACCUCCCCUUCCUGGGCAAGUGGGAAUGCCACCGCCCCCGCCCCCGCCCCCUCUACCAGGGCAAAUGGGCAUGAUGCUACCCCCUCCACCUCCUCCGUUACCAGGACAAGCAGGAAUGCCCCCUCCACCCCCUCCAUUACCAGGACAAGUAGGAAUGCCGCCUCCACCCCCACCAUUGCCAGGGCAAGCAGGAAUGCCCCCUCCACCCCCACCAUUGCCAGGGCAAGCAGGAAUGCCCCCUCCACCCCCACCAUUGCCAGGGCAAGCAGGGAUGCCCCCUCCACCCCCACCAUUGCCAGGUGGACCUGGGAUGCCACCCCCUCCUCCCCCUCCCCUAGGCGGGCCAGGGGCACCCCCACCUCCUCCCCCUGGCUGGGGGUUUUCUGUCCCAGUUCUUCCAUUUGGGUUGACGCCCAAGAAGGACUACAAGCCAGAGGUGCAACUCAAAAGGGCUAACUGGUCAAAGAUUGCUCCAGAAGAACUGUCUGAGAAGAGUUUCUGGACAAAGGUGAAAGAAGAUAAAUUUGAAAACAAUGAACUGUUUGCUAAACUCACCCUGGCCUUCUCCGCACAGACCAAGUCAUCUAAAGUGAAAAAAGAACAGGAUGGAACAGAUGACAAGAAAAUGGCUCAGAAGAAGAAGGUGAAAGAAUUGAAAGUGCUGGAUGGUAAAACUGCACAGAAUCUGUCUAUCUUCUUGGGAUCCUUCCGACUGCCAUACGAGGAGAUAAAGAAUGUUAUCCUCGAGGUCAACGAGAGCGUCCUCAAAGAGUCCAUGGUGCAGAACCUGGUUAAGCAGCUUCCAGAAGCAGAGCAGUUGAGUAUGCUGUCAGAAAUGAAAGGGGAAUAUGAUGAUCUGGCUGAGCCUGAACAGUUUGGUGUUGUGAUCAGCUCUGUGCCAAAGCUUCAUGUUCGCCUGAACGCCAUCCUGUUCAAGCUGCAGUUUGAAGAGCAGAUUAACAACAUCAAGCCAGACAUUGUGUCAGUGAUUGCCGCCUGUGAGGAGCUGAUCCAGAGUGAGAACUUCUCCAGGUUACUGGAGCUCAUCCUGCUGGUCGGGAACUUCAUGAACGCGGGUUCAAGGAACGCCGGCGCCUUUGGCUUCAGCAUCAGCUACCUCUGCAAACUUCGAGACACCAAGACUGCUGAUCAGAAGAUGACUCUCCUGCACUUCCUAGCUGAGGUCUGUCAGGAGCAGUAUCCAGAAGUGUUGCACUUCAUAGAUGAACUAACCCAUGUGGACAAAGCAAGCCGAGUCUCUGCUGAAACGCUACAGAAGAACGUAGACCAGAUGUUAAAGCAGAUUUCCAACUUGGAGAAAGACGUACAGGCGUUCCCUCCAUCCACCAAUGAGAAAGACAAGUUUGUGGAGAAGAUGGAAAGUUUUGUCAAGACUGCCCGAGAGCAGUAUGAGAAGCUGGCCCUCAUGUACAACAACAUGGAGAAGCAAUAUGAGGACCUGGGGGCCUACUUUGUCUUUAACCCCAAAAAGAUAUCUGUGGAGGAGUUCUUCGGGGACCUCAGCAACUUCAAAAGCAUGUUCCUGCAAGCUGUGAAGGAGAACCAGAAAAGGAAGGAGGCAGAGGAGAAAAUCCGCAAGGCAAAACUGGCGAGGGAGAAAGCAGAGAGGGAGAAAGAAGAGAAACAGAAGAGGAACCAACUCAUCGACAUUAAUGCCGAAGGUGACGAAACUGGAAUUAUGGAUGGCCUGAUGGAAGCCUUGCAGUCAGGUGCCGCCUUUAGGAGAAAGAGGGGCCCUAGGCAGUCGGCCAACAGAAGAGCUGGCAAUGCUGUGACAUCCCUCCUGGCCAAAGAGCUGAUGCAGGAGGACGUGAUUGACGCUGCACCACUGAAAAAGAAGAAAGAACAAAAGGUUAAAGAGAAAACAAUGGCUGAACCAGAACAGGAAGCACUAGAAGAUAUUUUAGAGGCUGUGCCUGCCAGAUCCAGUUAAUAAUGAAUCAAUUCAGAAUGAAGAACACAGAUCAUGACUGCAGCCUAAGUGAAAUGACUAGCUUCACUCAAAUAUCAGUGUGGGUUGUCUUUAUUUGGUACCUGUAGUACAGGCUGUGGGUUCUUCUACAGGAGUUCUUUAUGAAGAUGGUCCAUAGCAUUCUACUUGGUGAGGGACCAUUUCUUCUCAUCAUCCCACAGUAUGGAUGCUGAAUGUUACUAUUUACACUGGAUUGGGGUUAACUUUUUAGUGGCGCCUAACAUGCUUAUACAUACCAUAUUUUAUCAUACAAUCUAAUUUAUAUCUGUGCAUAUUCCAGACUUUACUGUUUCUACAAACUUUCUGAGGCCUAUUAUCAUCCAUAAACACUUUUUUAUUAGCAUAGAAAUGGAAUAUUUAAAAUUAACUUUAAUCUUGUUGGUCAAAUUAGAUUAAACACUGCAAGGGACAGUUUUGAGCAGAUUGUGCUGGCUCACUGUUUGGCUGAAAUUGACUAAAAAAUUGUUUUUCAGGUUGCUGAUUUAAAAAUACUGUAGGGUACAUUGUAAAGUAGAUAUAUUUAGUUAUAACAAGUGCCAAUCUGCCUUACAUCUGCACAUAUUUCAACUAAUACAAUUCUUUUCAAAUGAAAAGGUGCUGAUAAGAAAGUAGACUUCCUCAUCGAUUGUUUUAUAAUGUGUUUGUACUUGUUUACUGUAUUUGGCUACCAUAGUCGGGUACCUCUGUACCUUUGGGUACUUUUUUGUUUUGUAUGUCUUAUCUUUUUAUGAAGUAGUUUCUUAAACAUAUUUAUACAAGCACUGGAUAAAAAAAUAUAUAUGUGCAUCUUCUCGGUAAAUUGCAUACUUUCCUGUUGGUUUUUAGUCAGCUUCAGCCAUAAGUUGACAUGUUCACAAUGGUGUGUAUUCCCUAUAAAGCUGUGAACAUGUGGUUGGCUCCCAAAACUGAGAAACAUGCUUCCAUGAAGGAGGAGGAGCAUAAACUAAGACCUGAAGAUGCGCGUUUCAUUUUGGGGGUCAGACUUGGAACAGCAUUAUGAAACAAACUUAUAUUUGAAAUAGAAUUGAUUUAAAGAGAGAAAAAUGUGAGUUUUAUACAUAUAGUAUAAAAAAAUGUUUAAAUAAAGUGAAAAACAUGUUAAUGGGAUUCAUAUCCGGGGGUUUAUUAAAAAAAAAAAUCCUUUACAUGUAAGGAUAUACAGAGACGCCCAGCUUUGAAAUUCAUGUAUAAUAUAUUCAGCUGUAUAACUUGGUAUUCUGCUCAAAUAAUAUACAAACCUUAUCCAA